UCCGCCGUGGGUCCCGGGGUACAGGUGCGUGAGAAACUAGUGCCAGCGCCGAGGAAGCCCGGUCCCCAGGCCAUGGGGGGUCAGCUGAGGCUGCCACCCGGGGAGCCCUGCCGAGAAGGUCACGUGCUGUCUCUGGUCUGUUCGAACUCUUCCCAGGCUUCCUGUGAGAUCACAAGCGUGUCACAGCUGCUGCCUUAUCCUGCCCUCUACACGAACCUGAGUUCCACUAUCAACAAUUUCAGCAUUUCUGAAAAUGUCGAAAAUAAAUACAGUCUCUAUGGGGGCUUGGCACUGGCCAUCAGCUCCAGCAUUUUUAUUGGUUCAAGUUUCAUACUCAAAAAGAAGGGUCUCUUGCAACUGGCCAACAAGGGCAUCACUAGAGCAGGGCAAGGUGGACAUUCUUACCUCAAGGAAUGGGUGUGGUGGGCAGGACUUCUGUCGAUGGGAGCUGGAGAGGCCGCGAACUUUGCGGCCUAUGCAUUUGCACCUGCCACCUUGAUCACCCCCCUGGGGGCGCUGAGUGUUCUCAUAAGCGCAAUAUUGUCUUCCUAUUUUUUAAACGAGCACUUGAACAUUCACGGGAAAAUAGGCUGCAUUUUAAGCAUACUGGGGUCAACUGUGAUGGUUAUCCAUGCCCCCCAAGAGGAAGAAGUCACUUCUUUGCGUGAAAUGGAAAUGAAAUUGAGAGAUCCAGGCUUCAUUUCCUUUGCUGUGAUCGUCUCUGUGAUCUCCUUGGUGCUGAUUGUGAUCGUGGCGCCCAAGAAAGGACAGACUAAUAUACUGGUCUACAUCGCAAUCUGUUCUUUGAUAGGAGCGUUUUCGGUUUCUUCUGCCAAGGGCUUGGGAAUUGCCAUCAAGGAACUGCUAGAGUGGAAGCCUGUUUACAAGGAUCCCCUGGUCUUCAUUCUGUUGGCUGUGCUUAUACUUUCCAUAAUGACACAGGUUAACUAUCUCAACAAAGCCCUGGACACUUUCAACACCUCUCUGGUGACUCCCAUUUAUUACGUGUUCUUCACAUCCAUGGUGGUGACAUGCUCUGCCAUCUUGUUCCAGGAGUGGUAUGGCAUGAAAGCCAGAGAUAUCAUUGGUACCCUGAGUGGGUUCUUCACCAUCAUCAAUGGCAUCUUCCUCCUCCAUGCCUUUAAAAACACUGACAUCACCUGGAGUGAGCUCACAUCCACUGCUAAGAAGGAGGGCCUUUCUCCAAACGGCAGUCAGAACAGUUACGUUUUACUAGAGAAUGCAGACUAUUCAGCCGCGGUGUAUGAUGAUGAUGUCACCCUGUUUAGCAAGACUGAUGACCAAAGUCUCCAUAAACUUUGAACUUCAACCAAGACACCUGGAAACAAACAACACUUGCUCUUGGAAGAUCUGUUUGUAUGUUAGCAUAUUUAACACUGUACCAACACUCUGGAUGGGAGGCCAAGACAAAAGCCAAAUUGGAAAAUCAAGUUUGAUCUUCUUCUAGAAGAUUUGUGUCUUUCUAUUAUGUUUUUUGCAACCAUUGAAACAGAUCCGGAGACAAAAGAAGUCAAGGGCUUAUAUUUGUCUCUGGAUAAUUCUUCUGGUCAAUAGGUUUGGCACUGCUGGGUGGCAGUUCAUUUCUCUGCUGCCUAGUCAUGGACUCAAGGUGAUUGGCAGAUCAAGUUAACUGGGUUCUGACUGCGUGGUCUCUGAUGAGUCAUAAUCUGAAGCUAUUAAAACUAAGAAAUGGGAAGACUGGAGCUUUGUCCUCUCAUCUGCAAAUACCUUCUUUAAAAUAUAAAAGAACAUAAUGACCUAAAAUGUACAUGACACAUACAUUUUUUUUCUUUUCCCCAAACACACACAAAUGAUUAUGUCAGAGAUUCUAUUAACACAGACCUGGCUGAAAUAAGCAAAAAUGUGUUUUCCGGAAGACUCAGGUGAAUUUAGCUUUGCAGUGACUUACAAUAGCCAAUUUGUUCCUUUUUCUUUUCUUUUUCUUUUUUUUUUGGGGGGUUGGAGUUUGGAUAUUUUCUUUGGGUUUGUUUAUUUUUUCAGGCAAGCUCUUGCUCUAUGACGCAGGCUAGCCCAGAGCUCAUCACAACUCUCCUGCUUCCACCCCACUGAGUGCUGGGGUUACAGAUGUGCACCACCACACUUCUUUUUGAAAAUUAUUAUUCCAUAGGUUUCUUCUCGUCGACAUGGAGGUCUCUGUAAAGCAACUCCACAAUGUGACAUAUAAAAACAUGCUUCAGUUUUUCUCAAAUGUCUUAUCUCUCAGAGGCAGGUCUUCUAAAACCAAAAACAACUAACAGAUUCUUUGUGAUGUCCUAAUGUUCUUUUAAAGCUUCCCACUUUCAUCUUUAUUAAGGAAAUUAUGAACCCCGUUUCUAAAUUUUCAGAAUGGGCACAACCUGUUGCUGUUUUGAAUUAUGGAUGCGUUUUCUUGCCAGUUGAGUUCAUCUUGGCCACGCUUUCCAAUUCAGCUCAUUGAUGAGUGUAUAGGGAGAGAGAAAUUCCUAAAAACAAAGUGUUAAGACCCCGGACAUACUACAGGAAGUGUCUUUUGCUCAUUAAAAGUUUGCAUUUGAUUUCCCUGACUCACUCUA
Peromyscus californicus insignis is the source of this 2573-nucleotide messenger RNA. RefSeq names its product NIPA like domain containing 1 (gene Nipal1). Gene Ontology annotation, biological process: magnesium ion transport. The record is from RefSeq and is a predicted model, not a curated record. Gene Ontology annotation, molecular function: magnesium ion transmembrane transporter activity. Gene Ontology annotation, cellular component: membrane. Bases 73 to 1323 code for a protein of 416 amino acids. Lineage: Eukaryota; Metazoa; Chordata; Mammalia; Rodentia; Cricetidae. The transcript is spliced from 6 exons.